GAACCUUUGGUUUCAGACUUGGUUUCAGAAUUCGCGCUUCUCUAUAUAAACAAAUUCUCUGCCCAUUCCUAUCGUUCCUAGUUCCUAUCUGAGUGAUUGCGUUUGCUUUGUGCUAGUACUGGAUUUUGUUUAUCAUAACGAACACGUAAAAACAAAAGUUGAUUAUGUUAUUCAAGAAACUUUUUCCAUACAGAUUUCCUAUCAUAGGGAUGAUACAUUUGGAUGCUCUUCCAGGAACACCUUUAUACAAAGGUAACUUCGAUGCAAUAAUUGCUAAGGCAGUCCAUGAAGCAGAACUUUACGCAAAUAGUUUAAUAGAUGCUGUUAUGAUUGAAAAUAUGCACGAUGUACCGUAUGUACAAAGACAACAUUUCGGUCCCGAAACAGUGGCAUGUAUGACCAAAAUUGCAACAUUAGUUAGAGGAGCUGUGGGAGAGAAUACACGUUGCGGCAUACAGGUUUUAGCCUGUGGUAAUGAAGAAGCUUUAGCCGUGGCUAAAGCGUGUAAUUUUGAUUUCAUCAGAGCUGAAGGAUUCGUAUUUUCUCAUGUGGCGGACGAAGGCUUUACCGAUGCAAAUGCUGGUCAACUGCUAAGAUAUCGUAGAAAUAUUGAUGCUGAACAUAUACAAAUCUUCACUGACAUAAAAAAGAAACAUAGUGCCCAUGCUAUAACAAACGAUAUCUCGCUAAAAGAGACAGCCAAGGCAGCGGAAUUCUUCCGAUCCGAUGGUAUUAUUAUAACCGGUGCCAGCACAGGAUGUGAAGCAAAUGUAGACGAUGUUGAGUCGUUAGUUGGCGAAACCGAAUUACCAUUAAUCAUAGGUUCCGGGAUUACAGCAGAAAACUUGAAUAAGUAUUGGAACAUAGCUGAUGCUGCUAUAGUUGGAUCGCACUUCAAAGAGAACGGAAACUGGAGAGGAGCUCUAAGCGAAGUUAAAGUUCAAGCAUUCAUGAAUAAAGUGAAUGGAUUUCGGAAUCAGUUUUAGCUAAGUAAAAACGCACUUCUUUGUGCUUGAAACAGUGAUAUUUUAAAGCAAUAAACUAUCACAGUACAUUAUUUUGAUAACAAUGCAAAGCCUUUGGGUUUCAGAUAAUUACUGACAAUCUUUUUGUU
Messenger RNA from Aedes aegypti (yellow fever mosquito), 1114 nucleotides. RefSeq lists its product as uncharacterized. NCBI's taxonomy places the organism in Eukaryota, Metazoa, Arthropoda, Insecta, Diptera, Culicidae. The record is from RefSeq and is a predicted model, not a curated record. Bases 165 to 986 code for a protein of 273 amino acids. The transcript has 5 exons.